AUGUCCUCCGCCCACGACCUCCGGGAACUGCCCCUGCACAUCCUCAAGCAGAAGGCCGCCGUAGAAAACGACAAGAACGUGCCCCUCGGCGACUGGAUCCAACAGGCCAGCCAGAACUACUCCGCCGCCAGCGAGGCCGACGCUCAGAAUCAGCCCAAAUCAGCCUACUAUCACUACUUCAAAGCUGCUGGCAUUCUCCAGCUCAUCCUCAAGCACCCCGGAUUCCCAACCCUAAAGGUCCAACAUCCUGCCGAUUAUCGAGUCUAUCUCGAGCUCACGCCCAAGAUCCUGGCGUGCACCGAACGUGCCAAAACCCUGGCCGACUUGAUCGAAAACCCCUCCCGAAACUCUGUCCCAGCCGCCUCCUCAUCCAAAGUAACCGCUGGUCGCCGGCCGGUUGGAGGCGGCAUUUCUGACCGCAUCAAGCUCUUCGAAUCUUCCAAACCGCCUGAAAGACAGCCCCCAUCCUCCCCAAUCACUAGAGAUCCUUCUAAAAACCAACUCUCAUCUCCAACUUCCUCCCCCAAGAGCAACAACGACCGAAGGCAAUCUUAUAUCCCACACCCAAACGGACUCGCUGCUGCUACCCCUCAACCAAGUUUCGUAUCCACUGCUCUAGAGUCCGAGUCCACCAUCCGCUCCGGAUCUGCACCACCCGAAUUGUCCAUCGAAACAUCUUCCUCUGGAGUGCCCAACAAGCUCAAGCUGAACUAUGCCAUCGGCAACGGUCUGCCUCACACAAAUGGCCAUUCACCCUCACAUCCACAAAGUCCAUCAAAUCUACACCUCGAUCAAAUUCGCACGCCCUCUCAGUUCAAUCAAGCCUUCCCGCCCCUCGAAGACCCUCCAUCAAAUCAAUCCGAAGAAGCGCUUCCACUCCCCUCUCUGCCUAGUGUCCCCUCAACUCUCCCGCCCAACUCAUUCUCCCCCCUCCCCCCGCCGCCUCAACCCUUCCAACUCCCCCCUCCCGAUCCCGAUCUGGACUCUCAACCUACAUCCUACUCCGUCUCGGACCCGUUGGUGAACGACGUCACACUUGGGGCAGGCCUCACAGAUCACAACCUUCCCAACAGGAACGCCUCUCCCGUGGGCGACCCACCCCCGUAUCCUAACUUCGAGAUCGAAGCUCUAUCACGUUCCCCACCCGCUCAAAAGUUGCCCUUCACUCGGCCUCCUGAUUUCCAGUCCCCCCCUGUUGUCAAAGGCCCCCGAAGUAUUGACUGGACCCUCUCCUCACCCAAAGUCGCCGCAUUAGACUACAGUCCUCUCAAACCAGCCCAGCCCGCUGGUUCUCUGCCCAAGUUACCUUCGGACGCAAACGAAGUCUUGCCAGCUACAUUGAUCGAUUACUUCAGAAGGUCCGCUGCGUGUGGGGUUGACACCAAAGUUCUGUUUUUGGAUCUGCGGAAUCGCGAUGAUUUUGAGUCGUGUCGAAUCAAAUCGACUGAUGUGGUUUGUAUCGAACCUCUGAUCCUGUCGAAGAACGGUGGAAGAGGCGUCAGCUCGCGGGACAUCGAGGACUCGUUGGUCAUCUCUCCGACGAAAGAACAGAAACUAUUCAUGAGUCGUGCGAAUUUCGAUUACGUGAUUAUAUAUGAUAAACGUUCGGUGCAACUCCCAGUUAAUCGUUCGAAAAGCGAGCUGCUCUACUCGUCGGAUCCAAGCGAAGAACCUGCAAGAUUGCUUUUACUGUUGUAUCUUGCGAUUCACAAGGAGGAGUAUAUCCAACGACUGAAACAGCCGCCGAUGCUGCUCAGUGGCGGGAUUGAGGGUUGGAUGAAAGUGGCAGGAGAACUUGGCGUUGUUGGAAAAGGUUCCUCAGCUCAGGCUCUCUCGCCUCGACAAUCCUAUCAGACGCCAUACUCCACCGAAAUCACCUCAGCCAUGAAUGGUAUCUCGAUCACCCUCAGGCAGCCAUUCAGUACUGACGGCGACCGAAAUCGAAAUGGAAUCGGGAAUGAAAAUAUGAAUGUUCACACUGAUCUAAAGCGAGCGCGUCGGCAAGCUUCAGUAAUCCAGCGGGACGACUCAAAUCAUAUCGUCCGAUCGAUUCCGGACCUUACAACGAUGCCUAACGGAAUCCCUUACCAUCCCCCCACAUCAACGAGCAUGCCCACCUUCCAGCCCAGUCGCCCUCCCUCAUACUCGUCGAGCAGUUAUCGUAACAACGGAAUUGCGAGCUCACCCAUCACUCUUCCCCAGCAGACCCUCCAAAGACUCAAGUCAACAGAGCUAUACGAUGGCAACCGCUCAUCCAACGAAACGGUCCCCUCCGGUUAUUCCUCGACAUCAUCCAAUCACAUGCCACUCACUCUUUACCACCCUCACUCCGGGCCUCCAGCACCACCGCCGCCGAUCAACUAUGGGCCUCACCCGCCUCUGUCCCAUCCAUCCCACCCAAUCGAUGUGCGGUACGGGGGAUUCAUGGCCAAUCCACUCCGUCCAGCGAUCCAGUAUCCGCCCCUCCAGUCUCACCCUCGUCCCCUCCAACCGCCCCCAGCAGCCAUGACCCCCGGCGGCUCAACUGCCAUGCCCAGCUACUUCAACCGCGCUCCCCUCUAUGCCCCCCUUCCCCCACAACCCGCCCUGCUCGGCGGAGACUCGAGGAGUACUCCGCCUAUCACCCCCUUCUCUGCCAAUCGACACGGACCCAGCGAACUGUACUUUAACCCUAGCUUCGAAGACGGUCAAGUCGGCUUCACCGGCUUGAAGAACCUCGGAAACACCUGUUAUAUGAAUUCGACCCUGCAGUGUCUCAGUGCGACCAUCCCCCUGGCACGGUUCUUCAAAGACGGAUCUUAUAAGCGUUGUAUCAAUCGGACUAAUCCGUUGGGCACCCAGGGCUUGUUGGCCGAAUCUGUCGCCGAGCUGGUGCGGGUAUUGUGGGGAGCCCAAUACACGUUUGUCUCGCCGAUCACGUUCAAGGAUGCGAUCUGUCGGUUUGCGCCCCAGUUCCGCGGCUCCGACCAACAAGACGCGCAGGAAUUCCUGGGGUUCUUGCUCGACGGACUCCACGAGGAUCUCAACCUGGUCACCAACAAGCCCGCGCCGCUCGAGAUGACCCCCGAGCGGGAGGCGGCUCUCGAGGCCCUGCCCACCCAGAUCGCGUCCGCCAAGGAAUGGGAAAUCUACAAGCGGAGGGAUAAUAGCGUGAUUGUCGAGCUCUUCCAAGGCCAAUAUCGGAGCCGACUACAGUGCUUGACGUGUAACACGACCUCGACGACCUAUAAUACCUUCAUGUAUCUGUCUCUGCCGAUUCCGAGUAAACGUGGCAUCAGUAAAGUCAGUCUGACGCAAUGUCUCGACGCCUUCCUGAAAGAGGAGAUCAUGGAGAAAGACGACGCAUGGAACUGCCCGAAAUGCAAGGCUCGAAGGAAGGCGACGAAGCGGCUAUCGCUAGCGAAGCUGCCGCCGAUCCUGCUGAUCCAUCUGAAGCGGUUCUCCUUCAAGGGCCCGUUCUCCGACAAGCUCGAGACCUUCGUCCAGUACCCGCUCUACGGCCUCGACCUCUCCUCCUACGUCCCCCCGCCCCUUGCCCCCAACGCCGCUGCCCUCUCCCUCGACACCAUCAAAUCCGCAUCGUAUGAGGACGGGGCGGCUCGGUCGAACCCCGAGUCUAAUAUUUACGACCUCUAUGCCGUCUGUAACCAUUUCGGGAGUCUCAGCAGUGGCCAUUACACCGCUUUCGCACGCUCCCAGAAAGACUGGUAUAAUAUCGGCGACAGCAGGGUCUCCAAAACCGACGAGAAAUCCGUCAAGGCUCGGAGCGCGUAUCUGCUGUGUUUCCGUAAGUGGAAUUUCGGAGGAGAGGAUGACGAGCAAGCCCAGACCCCGCAAAACCCGACGCCCUGUGCCCAGACCGCAACCCGAACAGAACUACCUUUCCAACCACCACAUCCACCACAUUAUCGGCACUCAAUGCUCCCUUUGGAGCUUCCGAAGAUCGAUUUCCCGAACGUCUCAUAUAGAAUCGUUAGCUCAAAGACUCUCGCAGAAACCGACAUCCAAUUCUCCAACUCAGAUCAGUGCAUCAAGCAUCUCAAGAACUAUGGAUACAACUCUGCAAACACUUGUGAGCUUCCGCCAUCAUACAUCCGUUGGAUACAACCUGCCGAAGAUGAGCUUGAAAGGGGAUGUGAAUAUGACAUGGACGAGCAGGACCUAGAAUGGCUUCAAGCACUCAACAUUGAUCGCAAACGACUCAGCCAAGAACCCGUGACUUGUGAACUGUUUGAAAUUGUCAUGGAUAGGCUUGAGAAAGAAUGGUUCCGAUUAAGUCAGCGUAUGCACAAGCCCGAUCCCAAUAUGCCUACUGUCGAAGAUAGCCGCUGCGCCAUUUGCGAGGAUGGGGACACCGAAAACAGCAACGCGAUUGUGUUUUGUGACGGAUGUAAUUUGGCGGUCCAUCAAGACUGUUAUGGGGUACCAUACAUUCCAGAGGGCCAAUGGUUGUGUCGGAAAUGUACCGUCUCACCCGAUCGUCCAGUAACAUGCGAGCUAUGUCCGAACUCGUUCGGCGCGUUCAAACAAACUUCUGAAAAUAAGUGGGCUCAUCUGAUUUGUGCGAUCCAUAUUCCCGAAACUGGGGUUGGCAAUGCUAUGUAUAUGGAACCUAUUGAUGGCGUUCGAUGUAUUCCUAAACAGCGGUGGAAGUUGAAAUGUUACAUCUGCAAAACAAGUGAUGGGGCUUGUAUCCAAUGUGCCAAUCGAAGCUGUUGUGUUGCCUAUCACGCCACCUGUGCUCAACAAGCCGGUCUCUACGUGAAAAUGAAGCCCGCUGGUUCUCUGUACCCCACAAACGGCUCACGUGGGACAGAUGAGGGCCCUGAGAGCUGCUCAGCUGAUCAUGUCGGUGGAGAAGGCGUUCGACUCAGUCAGAGUUUUUGCGAUAAACACACUCCCAGAGGGCACAUCGAAGCACUUCAAGCUGCCGCAGUAGUUAGGCUGUCCACCACCCUCGCAACCACAUCCAAAUCCAAUACAAACACGAAAGCUGCAGACCCACAGCCAUCUGAUCCACAUCUGGCAAUUCAUUCGAAAAAAAUCAACUCUCUUGAUGAUCUUCGAGCCCUCAAACUCUUAGCCAUCGGUUCGCAAUCUUCCAAGUCAGCGCGAGCCUAUUACAAGACUUGCUCCAGUGGGCCACCAUUAGUACCCGAGGUGAUAUUUCAACGUGUGAUGCAGUACUCAGGUAAACUAAGAUGCGCGCACAAAAAAGCUGUCAUCAACAUGAUUUGCAAGUAUUGGAGCUUAAAGCGUGAACCUUGGACCGCUGCUAGUGGUACUAGUUCUAAAAAUGAAGAAGAUCGCCGAAGAAAAUACGGUUUGCUCACCGCGGUCAGGCAUGAUCUCCAGCAAGUUAAAAACCUAGCAGCCAUGAUAUGUAAACGUGAAAAAAUGCAGCUCCGAAAAGCCGAGAUACAAAAAGAAGCGCUUGAAAAAACGUUAUUCCCGGUUUAUCAACAGAUGUCCUUGGCCUUAACCGCGCUGAUCGAGUCAGACAAGCAGAAGUAUUUUUUGCAUCCAGUCUCGGCAACCGAUGUACCCGACUACUACGACAUCAUCAAGCAUCCGAUGAAUUGGUCCACUAUACAAAGAAAAAUAGACCGGUUUGAAUACUUUCGAUUAUCCGAAUUCAUUUCAGACGUUCAUUUAACUCUCACCAAUGCACGCAUCUAUAACCAUGCUUCCAGUAUAUAUCACAAGACUGCCAUCCGGAUCGGUAAAGCAAUCGAGCCUCUGCUUAAAGAAUUAAUCGCCUCCGAGCCUUCUUCCGCAAUCGCUGGAUUGGGAUCCGAAUUGUUUCCAACCCGUCCACAGAAAGAACACUUUGCAGAAAUUACAUCCGUUCUACUUCCGGAUCACAUUAGUGACUUGCUGGAUGUACAUAAUCUGCCAGAUUGGACUCCCAGGCCAUAUGAAGAGGUGCUCCGAGAUAGAAACGCGAAGAAAUCGACGCAAGGUCAAACGAGCAUAUUGUCAAAUCUACUUUCUGUCCCAAUACACUCUCAAGACCAACCCAUUCCAUCAACUGAACCACCCCCCGCUAAAUUUGAACCACCUUCCCGAUCACGCUCUGAAGGAAUGGCUGCGAACCCAGAUGUUCCGAGCAUCACCAACCAACCAUGUAUUUCACCACCUCCCAGAAAACUGCCCAAUCCUCGCGGCCGAGGAAGGCCUCGCAAGAGAGCUAAUAGCUCUACGGGAGAUCUGCAGGAGCCUUCAAACAUUAUGCCAUCAAAUCAAAUAGCACCCACCCCUGCUCCAAUUUCUACUCCUACCGUGCCAUCGACAGGUGAAGAACUCAACUUGGUAGGCAACGAGACGAGAAAUACCCAGAAAAGUAAACGCCGGCGGACAUCCAGCGCGCUAUCGGACUCAACAAAAUCACGGUCGCAAACAGCAACUGCCAGUCAGGCGUCACCCGAUGCAAGUGAAGCUUGUGCCACGCCCAACGAACCCGAGACCAGCUUAUCUCGAGAGGUCAGCUAUCCCAUGUCAAACGAUAGUCAAUCAAAUGACAACAAUCUUGAUGGACGAGCCUCCCAAGCCUCGCCUGAGCUUUGGAAGGUGGCCGAUGAUGAUAGCGAACAACGUCGAAAUGAGCCAAAAUCUACAAACCGCGCCUCCAGCGAUUUCAACCCAGAAUGCACGGUAUCAUCGUCAUCGACAUCAGGAAGUGGUACUGCCAUGGCAUACACCAAUAGUCGGACAAGUAUGCAGAAACAAGAAGAGAUUGCAACCGGAAUCGAUGGCAAAUCUGAUGACAACCACAGCUUGGUUACUCCGACCGACCCAGUCAAAUUGGGGUCGUGUAUGAUAAAUUCUGAGCACUCAACUUCCUUUGCAAAUCAAGAUAAUGAUAUUCAGCAGAUUCACAACGCUAGCCGGGAAACUACCGCACUACCCACAACUUCAUCGCUGAUGCACACAGACACGGAUGAAUUAUCUCCAGUCAAGUCUGCUGAUCUGAUCGUGUCUGUAUCUCACGCUGCUGCAUCUCUGGAAUCAUUUGUCAAGGCCAAUCCUGUCACCCACCAUUCUGGCACAUCCGGAUCAAGUGAAAUGGUAUGUGACGAGGUCGAUGUUGAUAUCGCUGGAAAUGGAGGUGGAAGUGCAGACAACUCCGUCGUACCAGAGCACUCUGUUUCAUCUCAUCCAGAAGCACCCGCUCCAGAUUCUCCGCCCCAGACCAGUCGCCAUCCGACUUACUCUCAGGAUUCUCUAGCCCUUCUAGCUCCAAUUCCCGAUAGCGAGUUAGAACGUGCCGUAGGCCAAUCUGGAACUAGCCGGAUUCAUCUUCCGGGACCUACAAGUAUCAUCGACGAACAAACAAUUCCAGUAGGAGAAGGAGCGACAAUCCCAGACAUAAACAUGUCUCUGGACGUUCCUUUACCCGACGACCAAGUUGAGCUCUUCGAUCCACCGCUUAGCUCUCACGAGGACAUUGAGGAGAAAAUCGCCGAGGGGGAUCAGACAAUACCUAUGGCUAUCAGUUCAUCUGCCAACAUCGCCGAAGCUGAAGAUACACAUUUGACCACCAGGGCAACGUCAGUCUCGUUGGAUGGAACUGAAGUUAAUGAACUAUCCGCUCCUCUUGAAGUUCGAUUAGAAGUUCCCCCGAUUCAGAUCGCCUCAGAUGAACUACCUCAUCUGAACUGUCACCCAGACUCCAGUCUAGUCGUCCACUUGAGCCCUUCUCCCAAGCGCCCCUCCACUCGGUCCUCCAAAAAGCUGCCGCCAGUGCAAAAUAAACCAGCUGUCAGACCGACCACACAGCGGUCUCACUUGAAUCCUCCGAUUGCUCAGCACACGCUGGAUGAUUCAGAGGUGUCCGCCAACAUCAAUUCUGUGCAAUCAGGGCGAAAGUUGAAAAUCCGGAUUAAAAAAAUGGAUUCAUCCGCACCAAUACGAAACGACCAGCCUGGCGAAGCUUUACUUCCAGAGAUUAUUCCGGUUUCGCCCAGUCCAAAGUUGCGUUUAAUCUUGGAUGGUUCUUCACCCAACUGGGGGGCAGUCCGCGAAGCGGGAAGUUCAAUAACCGGAGAAACAACUGCUGGCCAAAACGAUGCUGCUCGACAUGAGAAAGAAAUAUCCAAAUCGAAAACCACAAAGAGUGCCAGCUCUGCUGGUCCCCCAGAAUUUGUAACUGGUUUACCUGGAGAAAAAGAGUCUUUCAGGCUUUUCAACACAGGCUUCAUCCUGCGAAACAGGACCCGACGCCAUACCGCAGGUCACAUGGCUGAUCAAUCUGAUCUAAAAGUUAGAGACAAUGCUCAUUCGCAAUCUCCAGAGCGGCAAGAAUCAAUUUCACCCAGGAUCAAACCUCGUCAAACUCGUGUCUCAACUCGCCUGAAACCUGUGCGACUCACACUGCUCCACAACCCCCCUCCCAAUCAAGAAUCUGCACAGUUGAACGCUUCCAAUGCGAUUUCCCUGGGACUCUCGACCGAUAACCAAGACCACACUUCUCGGGAACCCGCCUCUCCUGCGGAUGAUGAGAGCGGAAGCAGUGAGCUUUCAAAGCCGUCUUCCCCUUCCCUCGAACAAGCCAGCUCAGGCGAGGGAGAGAUGACAAACCCGUCCGACCUUCAAAUAUCUUUGGAAGCCCCUCAGGAAGAAAUUGGAAUAGCGAUCGAAAACGAAGGUUCAUCUGAGCAUCCUCGCAAUGGACAAAAGGCAAGCAAAACCUCCAAAACAGCAAAACGAGGUAGACAAACACGAGCUCAGCAAGAGAAAGAACUCGAAAUGGACCCCCGCGGGUUUCUCAUAUACCCUAAAGCCCCCCACAAUGGUGCAAAGCGUGUUCACCCCCUAGCUCGUGAUGCUUUCACAAGAAUGAGUCAAACCACACGCUUGCCUGAAGAAGGAUUGAUCGAAGACGGGACAUUGGUCUGGGCGAAAGUACAUGGACAUCCCUGGUUCCCUGCUGAAGUUGGGCUUCCUGAUGACCCAGCGGUUCCGCAAUCAAUGCUUGACAAACAACCGACCGAUGGAAAGAUCGAACAAUAUGUUCUGGUGAUGUUCUUUGACCGCCAGCGUAGUUGGCAGUGGGUCCAGCGUCGCAACACGCGUCUUUUAGGCGAAUCAGACGAGCUCGAUGCGUUACUUUCCUCGGAGGCUUAUGUAUCAAAUAAAACACAAUUGGAGGAAAUCCAAAACGGUUGCGCAUUUGCUCGCGCAAAUAUUGAGCAGUCGGAUGAUGCAAACGCUCCGGAGUUAGACGUCCUGGAGACGAAUCAGCAACCUCGCAGUGCCAGUUCGAUGGACGAUGAUCUCGGCCCCAGUAGUGAACGACACAACGUAGACGACUCAAAUAUUCAAGAUGGCGCCUAUGAGAUACCGCUAAAUAGAAUGAAAGGUUUAUCACCUCCCGGCUCAGCCUUCACAAUUGGCCUAAUUUGGAUUGUGGGUGACGAAGCCGUAGCUGCCUGGCGACCCAGCCCACUGAGCGACUCUAGCGCAACGGACUUCGGAGGGUCCAUGGGGCUUCAGAAUCAGGAUCCAUUCAACGACACGCUCUUUUACAAAGAAACUCGCUACAAUCGCGCAACACCCGAGCAACCCAACGCCAACGCCGACAAUGUUCUAACAGCUAUUCUGGACCACCUCUGGCUAGAUUACAACCGGACAUGGUCGGUAAGCUCACGGAUCCUUUGA
Messenger RNA from Puccinia triticina, 9660 nucleotides. RefSeq lists its product as uncharacterized. NCBI's taxonomy places the organism in Eukaryota, Fungi, Basidiomycota, Pucciniomycetes, Pucciniales, Pucciniaceae. The transcript is spliced from 27 exons. Gene Ontology annotation, molecular function: protein binding; cysteine-type deubiquitinase activity. Gene Ontology annotation, biological process: protein deubiquitination. The record is from RefSeq and is a predicted model, not a curated record. Bases 1 to 9660 code for a protein of 3219 amino acids.